UGCAUCUAGACAGACAACUGUAUUCCAUCCAUAUCAACUCUAAUCUGUAAUAGCUACAGGGUGUCUGUUUCUCCGGCUGGCGUUGAGGGGAUUGCUAAAGGGCAGAACAAAGCUCUUGUCACAACUGCGCUUCCUGAUUGUCGCCUCCUGCCUGCAACCCGCUGAAUGUUUCCCCGCUUGAUAUCAUCAUGCAGAAAGGGAUGAGCGAGACGCAAUGAGAGAUUCAGAUACUGAUGGACUUCUAGACAGAUGCUUCCCUACAGACUUCUAAUCUCCUUCUUGUCGAGUGGCAGAAUACAAAGAAGUCACCUUGAAAGGACAGCAGAGAGGACUCUGGGCAGCAGCUUUUAGACUGGACUUCAAAGCAACGUGAUAAUCUCUUUCUGUUUUGCCCGCUGGACGACAAUGGAGACUCUGUCCCAGGACACUCUGCUGGAAUGUCAGAUUUGUUUCAAUUACUACAGUCCUCGACGGAGGCCCAAAUUGCUGGAUUGUAAACACACCUGCUGCUCUGUCUGCCUUCAGCAGAUGAGGACCAGCCAGAAAGAUCUGAGGUGUCCGUGGUGCCGAGGUAUCACUAAACUGCCACCUGGGUUUUCUGUCUCCCAGCUGCCAGAUGACCCAGAGGUCAUUGCCGUGAUCGCAAUACCCCACACUUCAGAGCACACUCCAGUCUUCAUUAAACUUCCUAGCAAUGGGUGCUACAUGUUGCCAUUGCCUAUUUCCAAGGAGAGGUCCCUGCUGCCGGGAGACAUUGGCUGUCGCCUCUUACCAGGUAGUCAGCAGAAGUCCGUCACUGUGGUGACAAUCCCAGCCGAGCAGCAGCCCUUGCAGGCUGGGAUUCCCCCUGGUGCAGGAGACGAGGAACAAGACAGGAGGGGCAUGGUGAAAAGCUCAACCUGGUCAGGGGUUUGCACUGUUAUCCUGGUGGCGUGUGUCCUGGUCUUCCUCCUGGGCAUUGUCCUCCACAACAUGUCGUGCAUCUCUAAGCGUUUCACUGUGAUCUCCUGCGGCUGAAAGGAGGCUGCAGUGGCAACAUUCCUGUGGGCUGAUUUUCGGGGUUUGGGAGGGUGGUUAUGGUGGAGGCAGGAUCCCAUGAGAUGAAGCAUUGGGACUGUUCCAUGGACUGUUAUCCAGUACCGAGUGCUUGACGCCGAGCAAAAUCUAGAGUCUGCUGUAAAAAAAAAGUAGGACCGUGACACACGUUGGCGGCAUAUGGGGCACGUUCAGUGCUUAUCUGCUGGUAACUGUAUCAAGGAAGACUGCAUGCAUCACCAUAAUCACUUAACAAAUGAGCUGUAAUUUACAAUGAUUUCAUCAUGUUAUGAGACUAAAGAUGUCUGGUUCUGCUGUACAAGUAUAGGAUGUGAUCUCUCCAACUCCCCCCCCCCCCGCCCCCGCCCCAGCCGAGUAGUCAGUUUCAAAUCAAAAAUGCUGUAUGCUCAAGUAGAAUUAAGCAUCUGAGUCAUGAAAGUCAGAUUAUCCAGCGCUUUUUUCCAGGCAUAGGGAAAGCUCUUUCAUUUUUAAACAGCAACAGAGAAAAUUGUGAAAAAGUAGUCUUUAGUUCAAUAAGGCUUUGGAGUGGGGUGGUAUCUUUUAAAUUGCACAUUAAUUUUAAAAGGUUUUCUUAAAUCUGUGCUGUAGUUAUAGAAAGGAAAGAUUUUUUUUUUAAGCAUUGGAAAUACUCCAGAUGUAAUAUAUGUGUAUGUUUCUGUGCAGUUUUGUUUUCCUUCUAUAGUUUAAGUGCAUUUUUAUUAACUGAAAUGGGACCCAAGCAGAGAAGCAAUAAAAGAAAAGAGGAAGGCUAUCUAGACAUCCAGCCGAAACAUUUUGUCUGCGUAUAUCCUUGUGAAAAAAUGUUACUUGAAACUGUAAACCCCAAACGUACUUUUUCAAGAGGACAAAAUAAGCUUCUUAAAAGGGAUAUCUCAAGAACUUGCACUUCCAGAGCAAGAUGGCCAAACUCAAGGCGUAGACUGGCCUUCCUCAAGAGAUUUGGAAGAGUUUUAUUCACAUAUGCCUGCCUGUACUGUUGAAUGUAGGUUGAGAACUGUGUUGAUGAAGGAAGUGUUUCUUUGGGAGAGGUCUAUAGAUUCUUGUUCAUUAUUGCACCUGUGAGAUGCUAAUGGAGGCUGUAGUUAUGAUGAAGAGUAUGCAAAAUAAAAUAGUCGUGUGGCACCCC
Molecule: messenger RNA, 2182 nt
Organism: Eublepharis macularius
Lineage: Eukaryota; Metazoa; Chordata; Lepidosauria; Squamata; Eublepharidae
Gene: RNF152
Product: ring finger protein 152
Exons: 3
Coding region: 406-1017 (203 amino acids)
Biological process (GO): cellular response to amino acid starvation; negative regulation of TORC1 signaling; protein polyubiquitination
Cellular component (GO): lysosome; lysosomal membrane
Molecular function (GO): ubiquitin protein ligase activity
Source: RefSeq, a predicted model, not a curated record